Molecule: messenger RNA, 6786 nt
Organism: Schistocerca gregaria
Lineage: Eukaryota; Metazoa; Arthropoda; Insecta; Orthoptera; Acrididae
Gene: Rbcn-3B
Product: WD repeat-containing protein 7
Exons: 29
Coding region: 169-4728 (1519 amino acids)
Cellular component (GO): cytoplasm
Molecular function (GO): protein binding
Source: RefSeq, a predicted model, not a curated record
UUGGUGCUGUCAGCGAUGUAGCGUUUGGAGAUUGACAAUUGCAGUCUCCAGUAGUACUGGGGUGGUUGUGACAGUAAUGUAAAGUGGUCGUAAGGCAAUACAUAUUUUGUGACGAUGAAACAGAGAGCAAUAUUUAUGUAUUAGCAGUGUUGUUCAUAACUGUUAACCAUGUCUACUGGAACAAAUUUGGUUGUUCCAGUAGUACUUUGGGGUAAACACCCCCCUACACACUGCAUUUCGUGUGUUAUGUUGUCUAGAGAUCAAAAAACAUUGAUCACCGGCUGCUAUGACGGACAGAUUUGCUUGUGGCAAAUGAAUCCUGAUACUCUGAAGAUGUUUCCCAGAUGCCUUCUUGUUGGCCAUACUGCCCCUGUCUUGUGCCUUGCAAAAGCAAGUGUUGUACUAGAUAACAAUUACAUAGUUAGUUCUUCAGAAAGUGGAGAGAUGUGCUGCUGGGAUCUAGUUGAUGGAAAAUGCAGGGAGGUGGUUAAGCUAGCACAUGUGCACACAACUAUUCAGGCAUACCAUAUGUCAGGCUGUGAUGACGUUCGUCUAUUCUGCAAUGGAUAUUAUUCUGAAAUUUUAGUAAUGGAUCCAUUUAGUUUGGAAAUUCUCUUUACUCUGUCAUCAAGGGUUAAUCCUGACUGGAUAAGUGCCGUUCAUGUUCUUCGUCCAAACAAGAGAAAAGAUGAUGUAGUACUGGCAUUGACUACAACUGGAACUGUGAAAGUUUGGACUUUGUUGGGCCAAGAAACUAAAUCCCAAGAACCUCUAUAUGAAAAUGAGAGCAAACAGAUUCGCUGUUUGAAUGCCUUGUCUAUGACGUGCUGCUCCUAUAAUCAGCGCACAGUAUUAAUUGUGUGUUCCAAAUUCUGGCAGAUAUAUGACGCUGGAGACUUCUCGGUGCUGUGUUCGGUUAUAGCUUCACGUGGCGAGCGCUGGAUGGGUGGUGAAUUUCUUGCAGCUGAUCGUGUCUUGGUUUGGAGUGAUGAAGGGAAAGCAUACAUGUACAAACUACCAGCCAACAAGCUGAAAGGGAAGAACAUUAGUAGCUGUAUUGCUGACAACAAAGACUUCCAUAGCAAGUCCAUUGAAACAGACAGUCCAUUUCUCUACUGUGUGCUUGCAGCUCCAGAGGAAAAGCUGCUUUCUUGCCCUCCAGCUCUACGUUACCAUGUGAUUCAUCGACAAGGCCGGACUCACAAGCUCUUAGUGCGUGGUGAUUCUGAGGGUUCAGUAGUAGUGUGGUCUGUUCCAGAUGUAACAGAUGGGCAGCUAUUACAGAUAAAGCAAGAAGAAUUUGACAAGCCACCAGGAAUGCCUCCAGCUGUGACCACAAGUCUGUCAGAGGCAUGGAAAGCAAUGAGGCGCCCACCUGUUGGCAUUUUGGAUCAACUGGAUGCAGGAAGCCCAAAAGGUGUGGCUUUGACAGCAAGUAUAUAUUUACCACAGCAGAGCAGAUUGGUUGUAGGGCGUGAAGAUGGCUCGAUUAUUAUUGUGCCAGCAACACAAACAAUAAUGCUCCAGUUGCUUCACGGACGUCAUCAGCAAUAUGACGAUUGGCCACCACAUCAGGUCUUGUUAGGUCAUACAGGACGUGUCAACUGUCUGCUGUAUCCCUACAAUGUGCACCCACGUUACGAGAAAUCACACUUAGUAUCUGGUGGAGUGGAUUUUGCAGUCUGUCUGUGGGAUCUGUAUGCAGGGCAUCUGUUGCACCGUUUUUGUGUUCAUGCUGGUGAAAUCACUCAACUGCUGGUUCCCCCUAAUAGUUGCAGUGCACGUAUCCAGGGGUGUGUAUGCAGUGUUGCAAGCGACCACUCAGUCACUCUUCUCAGCUUAUCGCUCCGUCGCUGUGUGGUGCUGGCUUCAAGGCACCUCUUCCCUGUUGUUACAAUCAAAUGGCGCCCAUUGGAUGACUUCAUGAUCGUUGGCUGCAGUGAUGGUGCUGUCUAUGUUUGGCAAAUGGAAACAGGCCAUCUGGAUCGUGUUUUGCAUGGAAUAAGUGCUGAAGAGGUAUUGUAUGCAUGUGAUGAAAAUCCAUCGGCGGCCAGUGCUGGAGAAAUGGGUUUGGCCAAUCCAGCCGUCCAUUUUUUUAGAGGUCUCAGACAUCGCAAUCUGUCAGCCAUAAGGCAUGCCACUCAGAGAGGACUUCAUCAGCUCCAGCAGCUACAUCAUGCUACAAACCAGGAUGGAACAGACCAACAGAAAAAUCGCACAUUGCCAUUGUCCAUUCAAGGUCUUCACACAAAUCCAAAGGAUCCAGAAUCUCAUAUCCUCUUCUUUGACAUUGAAGCUCUUAUAGUGCAAUUGCUGCAGGAAGAGUACAGUACUAUGUCCCCUGGUACCCUCGAAGCACAAGGGCUCAUUAAUCAAGCUGAGUAUCAGAAAGUGGCUGCCCUUACACAGUCUGCAUCACCAGAUGCUCACAAGAAGAUAGCAGAUUUCUUUGGUCGGGUCAAGGACAAGGCGGGUGAUGUGGAGCGCAUCCUCAAGGAAAAGGAUCGACAUGGCAUAUUGGCAAAAAUGAAGGAGGGAGCUGAAAAUGUUCAAACAAAGCUUCAAGCAAAAGCUGAAAAUGUUAGCUUCAAACCUGCUCAGCCUGAAGGAAAAGGUGGCACUGAAAAUGGGAAUGAAACCUCUUCAAAGACAAAGCCUCGUGCUGUGGCAGGGCUAGAGACCAACAUUACUAUGGAAACAGCACAACUUCUUCUGUCACUGAUGCACGCUUGGGACAUGGAUCCUGAUCUUGACAAAGUCUGUGAGAAGAAACUGGGUCUGCUGCGGCCAAUGGUUCCCGUUUCUUUUGGUGUACUCUCCAAAGGAGGUCACAUGAGUUUACUGCUACCAACAUGGCAGACAAGUGUAGAUGAUGCAGAACUAAUGGCUGAAGUAGAAGUAUCACCAAUUGCUUUAGAUUUACCAGAAGAUGCUCUUCGUCUUGAAAGGCUGACACGCUUGUUCACAUCACGUAUACAUUGGGAACUGAGUACAACACUCACUACUAAUCAUCUUCUUGCCAUCAUUGCUAUUGCUAACACCCUGAUGUCCAUGAACAAUGCAACCUUCGUACCUGAACAGGAACGUAACCGAAAAUUGCACAGACAGAGUACAAGAAUGUCACUGAGCUGGAACAGUAAGAUAGAGGAAGAAAAAGAAGAACAGUUCACUGCCCAGCAGGCUCAGAUCAAACAGGGCUGGAGUCUUUUGGCUACUCUGCACUGUGUGCUUCUGCCAGAUAAAGUAGUGGCUAACGGUUCUCGUGCAUUCAAGAGGCCACAGGUGGAAAUGAUGGCUAGGAGGUGGCAGCAUCAGUGUCUUGAGAUACGUGAAGCAGCACAGGCUCUGCUCUUGGCAGAACUGGGACGACUUGGUCCGAAGGGCCGAAAGGCACUUGCAGAUAGCUGGGCAACAUAUUUACCUAUCUACACACAAGGUCCUGAUGGCCAUGGAGUGUUACAACCUGGUCACUCACAACAACAGGCGCCAGCCACUCCACAGCCUUCAGGUUCUGCCAGUGGCGACAGUCAACAGCAGCAACGACAGGGUCAUGACGACGAGAUGGAGGAGGAAGAAGAAGGGAUGGAAGAGUAUUGUGUGCGCAAGCCUUCAAGCAUAUCAGAAUUGAAACGGAAGCAAACAACAGCAGUUGUUUUGCUGGGUGUAAUUGGUGCUGAAUUUGGGCAAGAUGUUGGAGGUGAAGCAUCUGGACGACGACGGGCUGGUGACGAUCAGCGUCGUAAAACUUCCGUUGUUGAAGGCUUUGGUAUUGGAAACAACAACCUCGCAAUGCUGACAAGUAUAGCUCUUACACAGCUACUAUUAGCACCACCUUCUCCACGUAUUCCGGCUCACACACCCUUGAGACGUGCAGCAAUUGAUUUGAUAGGACGUGGUUUCACUGUGUGGGAACCUUAUCUUGAUGUAUCUAAGGUGCUUCUUGGUCUGCUUGAACUUUGCUGUGAUGCUGAUAAGCUUGUGCCAAGCAUGACGUAUGGCCUGCCAUUGACGCCAGCUGCAGAUUCGUGCCGCACUGCUCGGCAUGCUCUCACACUUAUUGCCACAGCACGACCAGCUGCAUUCAUCACUACUAUGGCUAGAGAGGUGGCUCGUUACAACACGUUGCAGCAAAAUGCACAGACCUUGAAUGUAAAUUUAAGCAAUUCUGUUCUUCACCGUGCCAAGACAGAAAUACUGAGAGGAGUUGAGCUGCUGAUUGAUAAAAUGCAGAAUGAAAUGGCUGAUUUGCUUGUUGAGGUUAUGGACAUAGUGCUUCAUUGCUUAGAUCCAGGCCAUCUAAAGACAAACCGCCUGAAUGACAUAUUCCCUGCAGUAUGUCGCUUCAAUCAAGUUAGCCACUGUCCAAAUACACGGCGUAUUGCAGUUGGCGCAAAAGGUGGACAAGUAGCUUUGUAUGAACUACGUUCCAAUAAAUGUCAGAUGAUUCCAGCUCAUGGAGCAGCAGUUACUGCCAACACAUUCUCACCAGAUGGAAAAUACUUAGCCACCUACAGUUGCAGUGAGAACAGGCUUUCAUUUUGGCAGACUUCAACAGGUAUUUUUGGACUGGGAAAUUCACAGACCCGAUGUGUGAAAUCAUAUUCGACAGCACCAAUACCAGAUGUUUCGCGCCUGAACCCAAUGCGAUUAGCUAAACUAGUGUGGAUAAAUAAUCGCACAGUGUCCCUGAUGCUUGCAGAUGGAUCUGAAACAAGAUUCAAUGUCUAAAAAUUUGUUUACUCAGUAUAUUUUAUGAAUGGAAAAGAAUAUUGGGUUCUUUAUGAAAAGAUCUUUUAGAAUGGAGUUUGUGACAAGAUUAUUAAUGGAAGCUUUGUUUGGCUUUUUAAUAGCUAAACUGUGCAUGAAAUAUUUCAAACACAAGUUUGUGUAUUGAAUGUUGAAUUAUAGCUUCGAUCUUGCACUAGCCUGUAUGGAUUUUUAAAUUUGUGCCAAUUUGAAAUUAUUGAUCACAAAUCCAUUCUUUAAAAUCUUUAUUAACCAAGUUGUAAUGUUCACUCCACCCACAACAUGCUGUGAUAAGUUCAUUGUUAUAAAGUAAUAUAUUGUUGUACAAAGUUCUGCUGUUAAAUUCCAUUUGUGAAUAGAUGCAUUUAAACAUUGGUUUUCAGCUCAGAUUGUGUGAUCUCUCUCUCUCUCUCUCUCUCUCACACACACACACACACACACACACACACACACACACACACACACACACACACUCACGGUCACACACACACACACACACACACACACACACACACACACACACACACACACAAACCAUAUGGUACAAUGUUCUGUUUUCCAGCUUUGUUUGUAAUAAUCAUAGUAGGAUUGGCUUUUUGCCAGUAGAAAAAGCAACACUGAUUAUCAGUUUGUUUUUCAUGUAUUUAUCUUCUGGAGCUUCAGCCAUGUCGACCAGGAUCCAGCAUGAUCAAAUAUGUGGAAGGCCAAUAUUCUUUGCUAAUAAUGUGACAACAUCGUUUUUUCUUGAUCUGUGAGGCUUGAAACUUACUGUUAAGAAAUUCUUGUGUUCGAACUCGUACCUGAAACUCAUUGUACUUUGGUGAUACAAAGUUUAUGACUAUGAAGAUUAAUGAUAAAACAAUGUAAAUAAUUCAAAUUGAGAAUUAAUUCUGCAUAAUGUACUUUGAGAAGUGCUACAUGAGAUCUCUUUAUCAUCUGGUCCGAGAUUACAAUACAUUAAUUCGAUGACUGAUUUUACUGUUAUACAGUAAUUCUAAGGCAUUGCAUAGCACUUAAGUUAUGUGGUGCUGUUGUCCAUCAGUAUAUCAUACAAUAUAAAUCUGUUGUUUCAUAAUUCACAGCUUUCAAAUCAACAUGUUGCAUAAAGGUAUUGGUGAAUGUGUGUUUAAGUAUGCAUUUCAGAAGUGUCCCUGUACAUUCCACAAAUUGAAUAUUAGUCCCAUUAAUUUCAAAGUGACAUUUUUUUAAUAAUAGUUAAUUCACUGUAAGUAAUUUAAAAAGAAGAUGAGGAUACAAACUAUCCCUAGUUCAGUUUUUGUGAGACGCACAGGCACAUGCAAUCCCCAUUACAAUUUUAUGUUUUAGGUUAACAGAUAUUAUUAAACAUCACAGAAAGAGACAGCUUGUUGUGCUGGCAAUUGUCAGCUAUAUUUUAUUAUUUUCACCUACCUAUUGUAUUAACAUUUAUAUAUUAAUUUAAAAUUAUCGUUGCCUUGUGUUCCACUGAGAGUGUUGUCAUUUGCACAGCUUAUGAUAAUCAUUACAGACGAGUGUUUUGCAAAUAAGACUUGCAUAUUCCAAAAUAAUUUUGUCAUUUCUCCAUGCAAGUCAUUUUUCCUCAUUUUAUUCUUGAGUAUUUAUUACUGUCUGUCUGUUAAAACAUAUUUGCACGUACUAAAAAUGAAAAAAUUAAGGUUUUGAUGGCACAUAAUUGGAUUUGCAAAUAACUCGUAAUUAAUGGUUUGUUUUAGGUGUAUAUCACUUGACUGAUGAAUGUGUGUGUGUGUGUGUGUGUGUGUGUGUGUGUGUGUGUGUGUGUGUGUGUGCGUACACAUAUGUGAUUGUUGUGAAAAUAUUUCUUGACCAGUUGUGUUCCAUUACUUCAUCAUCAGAUUUUUGUUAAGUUAUAUUUUUACUGUCUGUAAGUGGUGGUGUUAGAAAUGUUGCAGUGUGAUUGUGUGAAAAAGUUUGUUGUUGAUGCAAUGAGUUACCAAAUUGUUGACAAUAAUAUGUACUUAGAUGUUCAUUGGGUUUAUGCCCUUAUGUAUCCCAAAAUAUUAAAAAAAAAUCCCUUAAGUC